CGUGGCGCUCUGUGACGUCAACAUCAACAUUGCCGUACAAAUUAUCCAGGUGCAGCUGAAUUUUCCAAACUUUCAGUGGAAAUUAAGUGUUUUGCAAAAUAAGGACGGCUCUCGCAAAUUCAGAUCUGCAUUAGCUUGUUUGAAGACAUGAAUUCUUCGUCCGCCGAAAGUUUAUUGAAGCUUUGACCUGCUAAAUUAGUAGCAAAAACACCGGCUUUUGUCUUUGACAGCCAAUUUUUGUGAGACCAAUUUUUUCAGGCCAAUAUAUCAUGCAGAAAUACGAGAAAUUGGAGAAAAUCGGCGAAGGUACUUACGGAACCGUGUUCAAAGCGAAGAAUCGUGAAACACACGAAAUAGUAGCUCUGAAAAGAGUUAGGCUGGACGACGACGACGAGGGUGUGCCUUCGUCCGCCUUGAGGGAGAUUUGUCUGCUGAAGGAGUUGAAGCACAAGAACAUAGUGCGUCUCUACGAUGUUCUGCACAGCGACAAAAAGCUGACUUUGGUCUUCGAGCACUGCGACCAAGACUUGAAAAAGUACUUUGACAGUCUCAACGGAGAAAUCGACCCCGACGUCGUCAAGUCUUUCAUGUAUCAACUUCUCCGAGGACUGGCGUUUUGUCACAGCCACAAUGUCCUGCAUCGCGAUCUCAAACCUCAAAAUUUGCUUAUAAACAAGAACGGUGAAUUGAAGCUGGCUGACUUUGGUCUGGCCCGAGCUUUUGGCAUUCCGGUCAAAUGUUAUUCUGCCGAGGUCGUCACCCUCUGGUACCGUCCACCCGACGUCCUUUUCGGAGCCAAACUCUACACCACGUCCAUCGACAUGUGGUCGGCUGGAUGCAUUUUCGCAGAGCUGGCCAAUGCUGGUCGUCCUUUAUUCCCUGGGUCUGACGUUGAUGAUCAGCUGAAACGGAUCUUCAAGCUGCUUGGCACUCCGACCGAGAGCACCUGGCCAGGAGUAACUCAACUGCCAGACUUCAAAGCAUUCCCAAUCUAUCAUCCUAGCAUGAGCUUUUCACAAGUGGUGCCAAAACUCAGUUCAAAAGGGCGUGAUUUGUUGCAGCAUCUGCUUGUGUGUAAUCCUGCUCUUCGGAUGUCAGCGGAGGAUGCGAUGGCACACCAGUAUUUCAGCGAUCUUAGUUCUGCAAUUAAGAACGACCGAUGUCAAUAGCACGAGUCCCUCCCUGGCCGCAAACGAACUCACUCGCUUGUUUAGCAUUUGUGCCAUCCCGACUUAAAGACAUCUAGUCUAGCUUCGGAAUAGUUUUUAGCCGCAACCACUGCGACAAUUCACCACAUCACAUUAUUUCAUCUUAGGUGGAAGAGACUAAGGUUGUUUUGUUUAUUGUGCUUUCAGAAGAGUUGCACCAAAUUUGUGCAUUAAUUUGCCAUGUUUUGAUAAAUGUUGAUUUUGUAUUUAGCAUGCUUAAACUCUAAGACUAGAUGUUAUCGUAUCAGGUCAUUAAGAAAUGUUAUUCCAAAAUUUUGAUCUUUUUAUGUUCUUGCUGUAGUAUUUUAUUAUAUUAUAUUAAAACUUUACUUAAAUCAAAUGUAAUUUUAAAAUUAUGCAUGGUAGGUAAUGCCAUUGUGGAUGCAUCUGUGGCAAGUUUGUGAUGACUUAAUGUACUCAAUUGAUAUUAGUGUAUAAUAUCCAAUAAAUAUGUUCACCACUUACGGUUAAUUUAAGGGAUUCGAUCAGAGUAAUAACCAACAUUUUUUUAUUAAUUUGUCUGAUGAAGUCUGAAAGACAAUUUUACUUUAUUCUCAAAUAGAGCCAAUUUUGAUUAGGGCCGCCGAGUCACCAAAAAGGCUCGACUGUGGCAGAUUGGGAAAUUUUUCCAGCGGCAUUUUUCAAAAUUGCAAAGUCACAUAAAAACGAAACUAAUGAAGCCACUUUUUUGUAGUUUAUAUAGACAGUUUAAUUUGGCCAGUAAUAAAAUUAGAAAGAGUUAAUUAUUUUGGUGGCUCAAUUCGGUUUUAUAUAAAAACUGCCACAAUUACAAUUCUUCUGAGGCUCACCAAAUGAGAACAUCCUUAAUUUUUAAUACAAACAAACCGUAAAAGUUGCAUAUUCAUUAAAUAUUCUCAAAUGCCGCCGUCCUCCGACUGAUUUUUAGCAAAAGUUUGCGACUGGUACAUUUGAGGUGACUUUCGAGGGAGGAUGCGGUCCACUUGGAAAUCCAUUAGCAGUAUGUUUUUCAUUAAAUAUAUAAAAUAUAAUUUAACUUAAAACUACUACAUAAUGCGAAAAUAAACUUUCA
Neocloeon triangulifer is the source of this 2259-nucleotide messenger RNA. It is a transcript of the gene Cdk5, whose product is annotated as cyclin-dependent kinase 5. NCBI's taxonomy places the organism in Eukaryota, Metazoa, Arthropoda, Insecta, Ephemeroptera, Baetidae. Bases 270 to 1169 code for a protein of 299 amino acids. Gene Ontology annotation, molecular function: ATP binding; cyclin-dependent protein serine/threonine kinase activity. Gene Ontology annotation, cellular component: nucleus; cytoplasm. The transcript has 7 exons. Gene Ontology annotation, biological process: synaptic vesicle transport; neuron apoptotic process; protein phosphorylation. The record is from RefSeq and is a predicted model, not a curated record.